AUGGUUGAGGCUUUCCACCUUCCUCAUAAGUCAAUCGAGACAUCGAGCUGUGUUGGUCCAUUUUUCUGGUCAGCAGGAGAUCACGAUGAAGAGGAUCCUCACUUAGAUAUUGUGCAACGCAAGAGUGACGUUCGGAAGAAGGGUUUCACUCGUGGCUGGGAAAUCACUCUCAGCCACGAAAUGAAAACUGGUAUAACUACAGGCUUCUGUAAGGGAACGCCCAGUUCGGACCUCGUCGAGUGUAUCAAACAUUUCAAAGCAUGCAUGUCGGAGAUCGGUCAUCCUUUAUUGUUGCCUAUUAUCAUGGUCAGUCACGACUUGUCAUCAGUGUCCGAUAUCAAGCAGCGGGAUGCCCGGGACUGGCUCCGUAGGUUAGAGCACGCUAUUUCGAUGCGGAUUAAUUUUCAGGAGGAAGAUGGCUAUACCAGGGACGGUCUCGUUGAUUUUGAGGCUAUCAACAGAGACUUGGUGGAAUGUCACUCCCAAGUGCUGUGGAAGCGUCCUGUCGCUUAUUACCGCAUCAUCGACUCUAUCAAAGAUGCCACAGAUGACUUUUAUCACGACUCCUCUGACACGCAGAGGUGCUUGAUGAAGAAGUUACAAGCUAGUCUUUUGUCUAGACUUACCUUUCAUCACAAAAAGUUAGAAGGCGCUGAGACUUUUGCAGAUACGACGAUGCAAAGACUUGAGAUACAGCGCAAUGCGUCAAUAUUUUCAACAACAUUUUUCUCUUUCAAAGACGCAGCCACCAUCUCCUCCGCUGUAUCUCCCAAUUUCUGGCUUUAUUGGGCUGUGACCAUUCCUGUCACUGCUAUCAUUGUUGGGAUUUGGUAUCUAUGGGAAAAGCAAAGAGCAGCAAGAUAUGAGGAGGAAGAUAGUGACCUCGAAAAGAACAUUGAGCAGAUGGAGAGAGAUAUAAUGGCGAGGAUGAGACAGAGAACGAUGAGCAAAAUUCGCACAUGGGAUACGAGGGUAAAGCGCAAGGAAGAACUUGCUAAUGAUCCGGACAACGAUUAUGGUGCUCUUCAGGCACCAAAGAGGAUGUUUACCAGUCUUCUGACUGUUCCUACUUUCUCUAACUAG
Molecule: messenger RNA, 1083 nt
Organism: Glarea lozoyensis ATCC 20868
Lineage: Eukaryota; Fungi; Ascomycota; Leotiomycetes; Helotiales; Helotiaceae
Exons: 3
Coding region: 1-1083 (360 amino acids)
Source: RefSeq, a predicted model, not a curated record